This is a messenger RNA of Cicer arietinum (chickpea), 3228 nucleotides long. RefSeq names its product protein-tyrosine-phosphatase MKP1-like. NCBI's taxonomy places the organism in Eukaryota, Viridiplantae, Streptophyta, Magnoliopsida, Fabales, Fabaceae. The record is from RefSeq and is a predicted model, not a curated record. Gene Ontology annotation, biological process: protein dephosphorylation.
UCAUGUGUGCUCGUUGCCAUGCUGCUACUAAUAAUAAAUAAACGAUAAUGAUAAUGACAACGGUGGAUUAAAAAAAAUGAAAAAAGUGAGUAUGAUGACGUGGCAGUUUGACGCAUUCCUUCCUCGUGGUCUAUGUGUAAGUAAGACCACGACUAUCGACACUGAGAAAAAGAAAUUAUUUGGUGGCAAUGCAAGCUACCUCGUUUUCCUCUACGGUUUCAUGGGCUCCACUCAAACCAAAACUAUAACUAUAACCAAAUGGAUUCCUAUACAUCUACAACUACACACUCUUUGUUCUCUUUCUCUCUUCUGUUCUGCUCUGUAUUCUGAUGAACAUGAUCCUCAAUUUGUUCUUCCCUCGCUUCAACAAACCCAUUCUAUUUUUGUAGAUGUCUUUUGCUAAUUGAUGUGUGUUAUUAUGUUUGGGUUAUUUGUUUGAAUUUUCUUACUCCCUUCCCCCAAAGAAUGAGUCAGAGUCAGAGACAAAGACAAAGACAAGGUCAAAUGUUUUAGGUGUGAAUAUGGAACACAAUUUUCUAGACUCAAAAGCCGCAAAUAUUUUGAAUUUGAACCACAUUUUUGAACUAUCCAAAUUCAUUACCUUAGCAACAAUGCUUUAAUGGGUGUGAAUCAAAAUUCUAUCUUUUUCACAACCCUUUUGGCAACAUGUUAGGUGAAGAGGGAAACGAGAAACCUUCCAUUAGAAGAACCUAUUCACGUUCAGUUUCAUGGACAGAUCGUUCUCCAAAUACCCGUAAGCCACCACAUGGAAACACUAAACCAAGAUCAUCCCUUUUGCCACCUCUUCAACCUCUUUCAAUUAACAAACGUAGUGUUGAAGAAUGGCCAAGUGCUGGAUCUGAUGAUCUCGGUGUUUGGCCUCUUCCACAAACUCCAAGAGGGUCCAUCACCACCUUUGAACCCACCAAAGAUUUUCAGUUCAAAAGGGAUAAAUUGGCUUUCUUUGACAAAGAGUGUUCAAGAAUUGCUGAACAUAUUUACUUGGGGAGUGACACAGUGGCCAAAAACCAUGAACUUCUUAGACAGAAAGGAAUAACACACGUGCUUAACUGUGUUGGAUUCGUUUGUCCUGAGUAUUUCAAAAGUGAUUUUGUGUACAAAACACUUUGGUUGCAGGACAGUCCAACAGAGGAUAUUACAAGUAUUCUCUAUGAUGUUUUUGAUUACUUUGAGGAUGUUAGAGAACAAGGUGGUCGUGUACUCGUUCAUUGUUGUCAAGGGGUUUCUCGAUCAAGUUCUUUGGUGAUUGCUUAUCUCAUGUGGAGGAAGGGGCAGAGUUUUGAAGAUGCUUUUCAGUUUGUGAAGACUGCAAGAGGAGUCACAAAUCCAAACAUGGGUUUUGCUUGUCAACUCUUGCAGUGUCAGAAACGUGUACAUGCUAUGCCUGCAAGUCCUAAUUCUAUUCUAAGGAUGUAUAGAAUGGCUCCUCACUCACCUUAUGACCCUCUUCAUCUUGUUCCUAAGAUGGUUAACCAACCAGGUUCACUAGCACUUGAUUCUCGUGGCGCUUUCAUUGUUCAUGUUCCUUCUGCUAUAUAUGUAUGGAUUGGGAAAAAUUGUAACUUGGUUAUGUCGUGCAAUGCAAAAAGUGCUGCUUUUCAAGUUGUUCGUUAUGAGGGGGCAAAGGGUCUAAUUCUUAGCAUCCAUGAAGGUGAAGAAACGAAUCAGUUUUGGUUUGCUCUUUCUGAUGAGCAACGUUUCUCAGGUGAUUCUGACAAAGACAAACAACUGGUGUUGAAUUCUGAGAAGAUGGAGAUUGUUAAAAAGGGGAUUGGUCUAAAAAAAGUUGAUGCUUAUGAUUUGGAUUUUGAGAUUUUCCACAGAGCAUUUGCUGGUGGGGUUGUUCCACCUUUUUCUGUAUCUAAUGCUGGAUCAGAAACUUGUCUUCCUGCUAGAAAAGAAGAACAUGGUUGGGCAAGACUGAGGAGGAAGUUUGUUAGUGGUGUCAUGAAAGAGUUCUUAACAUCCCCCAAAUGGAAGUGUGAUGUCAUUAUGGAGGAAGAAAAACAAGAUUUUGUAGCUGAUGAUGAUCCCUUGUCAGUGUCACCAUCAUCAAAUCAUCUGAGUGACUGUGGCUCCCCGGAUUCCUUUGAAUGUUUUCCAAACAGCUUAGGCAAGGCAAAAGAUACUGUUAUCGAAGCCAUGGACUUGUCUGAAUGUGACCCUGAUGUUGUUUCUUUGAUGCCACUAUCUCCUUGUUUUCGAAGCAGCAGCUUAAAAUUCAAUUCAAAGUCACCGACACUUUCACCUUCAAGUUCUGAUUAUGCAAGUUCAAUUACAUUUUCGCCUUCUUCUACCAAUUGGUCAGACUUGUCGGUUAUGUCUUCUCGACAGCCAUCACCGUCUGGCCAAGAAUCAAUUGAACCCUUUUAUUUUAAGGAUGUGUCUUUCUCAACAAGUCCCUCUUUAUUUCACAAAGAAGUUCUCUUUUCACCUCCAGAGUCCUUUUCGACCGAUCACACCUUGGGAGAGACAGACUCCUAUUUGCCGUUGAAAGGAUCUUCUCUUUCCAUUGCAGAGCGUAGAGGGAGUAAUCUACCACCUCGGAUGUUGUUACCCUCUGUCAAUGAAUCCUCUCACGUUCACAAGAACCUGGAGGAAUGCACGUACUAACAUCCAAAAGCUGGACUAAGAAAAAGCCUCCAAAUAUUUUAUCACUAGCAUACUGAAAUCAGGAUAUGUAGCGUGUAUUACAAGUAGCAACAUGGGUAAUUUGUUCAUAUAUAUACCCCCAAAAAAAAACAUGUAAUACUAAUCUGCAGAAGAGGGACAUGCAGUAAAUAAGGCCCAAAAGUGCAUGAUUGUUUCUUAAAGUCCAUUCUGGGACCUUAAAAGAGCCAUUGUGGGACCAAGUGCACUGCAUCUCAAGGCUCUCUGUGACCAUGACUUAUUGCCUGAACUAUCUUCUUUCCCCCAGCCAUUGUCCAGCGACAGCUUGGCCUUCUUUGCUUUUAAUGCCUCGUUGAUUUCAUCCCACACGUUUACUUCCCCAUUUUCUGUAAAAAAAAAAAGAAAAAAAAAAAAAGUCCACACAUGUAAGUAUAAAGCAUGUGCAUUAAGAUGUUUUUCUUGUUUAUAUACAAUAAACCAUAUACUCCAUGAAUUGUAAAAUGUACAUAUACUCCAUGAAUUGUAAAAUAUACAUUACCUUUAGCUGGGACAUGGAUCUCCCUUUGUGGCUUCCAGCUUCCCACUGAAGUUUGAUUA